This is a messenger RNA of Colossoma macropomum (tambaqui), 5629 nucleotides long. RefSeq names its product protein tyrosine phosphatase receptor type Db (gene ptprdb). The record is from RefSeq and is a predicted model, not a curated record. The coding region runs from base 303 to 4850 and encodes 1515 amino acids. The transcript has 35 exons. Gene Ontology annotation, molecular function: protein tyrosine phosphatase activity; protein binding. Gene Ontology annotation, biological process: peptidyl-tyrosine dephosphorylation; synaptic membrane adhesion. NCBI's taxonomy places the organism in Eukaryota, Metazoa, Chordata, Actinopteri, Characiformes, Serrasalmidae.
AGCUCUUUAGCGCUCUGAGUUCCUGGAUCUCAGCGUGUCUGUGCAUGGUGAAGAGAGUGCAGACUCCGCCGCCUUCUCCUCCUCACCCCACUGCUAACGGGACCAUCCGACUGACUCUGCAGAAGAACGUAGAGGAGAAUUCUGCGGAGUCUGUCUUUCAUUCACCGAGCAUGAGGCAGCACCUGUUUAGUCACACUUUGAGACAGCUUCUGUAACUCAGAGACACAGCAUGUGCCCCAUCGAAAGGUUAUGAGCGCCCGUGGAGCUUGGUGAUUCGUAGUCACGGACAAGCCAAUGAGAGGAUGGCCAGAAGUCACAUGAUCUACAAAGCCCACAUCCAGCUGGUUCUGCUGAUUCUACUGAGUGCACUGCAGCUCUCACACACUCAGACUCCUCCUCGUUUCACUCGGACACCCACUGAUCAAACGGGUGUGCAGGGAGGUGUGGCCUCCUUUGUGUGCCAGGCAACAGGAGACCCUCAGCCCAGAAUCUCAUGGAGUAGGAAAGGAAAAAAAGUCACCAACCAGAGAUUUGAGGUGAUUGAGUUUGAGGACGGCUCUGGCUCAGUGUUACGGGUCCAGCCCCUGCGGACUCCUCGUGAUGAGGCAGUCUACGAGUGCGUGGCGUCUAAUGAGGCUGGAGAGAUCAGUGCUUCUACCCGCCUCACUGUCCUCCGUGAAGACCAGCUUCCUACUGGCUUCCCCUCCAUAGAUAUGGGCCCUCAGCUGAAGGUAGUGGAGCGCUCUCGCACGGCUACCAUGCUGUGUGCGGCCAGUGGCACCCCAGACCCAGAGAUCACAUGGUUUAAAGACUUUCUUCCGAUCGACACGCAUGCUCAUGGGCGUAUCAAACAGCUGCGCUCAGAGUCCUUUGGGGGUACGCCAAUCAGAGGUGCACUACAGAUUGAUCGCAGUGAGGAAACUGAUCAAGGGAAAUAUGAAUGCGUUGCCACAAACAGCCAUGGAACGCGCUACUCAACACCUGCCAAUCUCUACGUCAGAGAGCUGAGGGAUGUGCGGCGGGUCCCUCCCCGCUUCUCAGUUCCACCUAUGGAUUAUGAAAUCAUGCCAGGGGGAGGGGUGAACAUCACGUGCCAGGCAGUAGGUGUACCCAUGCCUUAUGUGAAGUGGAUGCUAGGAACUGAAGACUUGACCCCAGAGGAUGACAUGCCCAUUGGAAAGAAUGUCCUGGAGCUCACAGAUGUCCGUCAGUCAGCCAACUACACCUGCGUGGCCAUGUCCACGCUUGGGGUUAUUGAAACUGUUGCACAGAUCACCGUCAAAGCUCUCCCAAACCCCCCGGGAGCUCCAGUUGUAAUGGAGCGCUCAGCCACCAGUAUAACUCUGAUGUGGGACAGUGGAAACCCACUUCCUGUUUCUUAUUACAUCAUCCAGCACCGCCCCACCUCCUCCCGCGACCCAUUCAAAGAGAUCGACGCCGUGGCAACAACUCGAUACAGUGUUGGAGGGCUCAGCCCCUACUCACAUUAUCAAUUCCGGGUGAUGGCGGUGAAUUCGAUUGGGCGCGGACCCCCCAGCCCGACGGUGGAGGCUCGGACGGCUGAGCAAGCCCCAAGCUCGCCACCACGCAGGGUCAGGGGUCGCAUGGUUAGCGCCUCAACAGCGAUGGUACAGUGGGAGGAACCAGAGGAGCCAAAUGGACAGGUGGUUGGCUACAGGGUGUAUUACACGUCAGAUUCAUCACUGCCUGUUAGCCAGUGGGAGAAGGAGAUGGUGCGGGGAGCAAAUUACUUAAGCAUACAGGAUCUGACGCCAAACAAGACCUAUUACAUCAGAGUGCUGGCUUUUACUGCUGUGGGAGAUGGGCCUCUCUCCAGUGAUCUGCAUAUCAUUGCCAAAACAGGAGUACCUUCCCAACCCACUGAGCUGAAGGCGGAGGUCAAGUCAGAGACGAGCGUUCUGCUCUCCUGGCUUCCCCCAGCUCACAGCGGCAGUGAUGCUAUCACUGGAUAUGAACUCAUAUACAGACAUGGAGACCAACCAGAACAGAAAAUCUCCUUUGAUCCAACCUCCAGUUACCUGUUGAAGAAUCUGAAGCCAUUCUCCACCUACACCUUCCAGUUAGCAGCACGUAGUAAACAUGGCGUGGGGGCUUUCACUGGCGAGAUCACUAUACAGACUCCACAAACACUGUUUGCAGUAAACUUCCGUGUGAAAGCCGCUUUGAAGAGUUCAGCGCUGCUAGCCUGGGAGCCACGAACAUCACAAAAUAAACCCCACACUUUCAUUAUUACAUAUGGGGAAGGCCAGACCACAGAGGUGGAUGGUAGACUCGGUCAGAAGCUGCUCACUAAACUGAAGCCCCAGUCUCUGUACACCUUCCUCUUAACCAACAAAGCCGAUGGCACCGGAGGCCUCCAGCUUAGUGCAGAGGCCAUGACUGCUCCAAACCUGCUGCCCAGCAAACCUCAGCUCCUUGAAAAGACUAGUGCCCAGAGUACAGCCACGCUGCAGCUGCCCACUGUACAAGGACAAGCUAACGUCAGAGGUUUUUAUAUUGUUGUUGUCCCACUGAAGAGGCAAAGAGGAGGAAACUUCCAGAAUCUGUGGAAUGAUCCAGAUGAAAUGAACCUAGAUGAGCUGUUGAAGGAGAUCAAUGGCACAGGCCGAUCAGUACGUCUGCGGAGGCAGGCUGAGCUGAAACCGUACAUCAGUGCUCACUUCCAGAACCUUCCAUCGGAGUUUAAGCUAGGAGAUGGACGUGUUUACGGAGCAUUCCUGAAUCGACAGCUACUUAAUGGACAGGAGUAUGUCUGCUUUGUGCUGGCUAUCUUGGAACUGGGACAGAAUACCGUGUGCUCAACCAGCCCAUUCUCUGACCCUGUGGUUUUCUCGGACGUCGAGCCACAGCCAAUCGUAGAUGAAGAGGAGGGUCUUCUCUGGGUAGUGGGGCCAGUGCUGGCAGUCAUUUUCAUCAUCAGCAUCGUCAUCCUCAUCCUCCUCUUUAAGAGCAAACCAGACAGGAAGCGGGCAGAGUUAGAGGGCAGGAAAUGCAGCUUCCCCAGCAGUGGUAAAGCCAUGAGCUCUCAGCAUCCCUCUGAUCCCGUGGAGCUCCGCAGAAUCAACUUCCCAACACCUGGUAUGGCCAGUCAUCCACCAGUCGCUAUCUCAGAACUGCCUAAUUGCAUAGAGAGGAUGAAAGCCAAUGAGAAUCUGAGGUUCUCUCAAGAGUACGAGUCUGUUGACCCUGGGCAGCAGUUCUCAUGGGAGCACUCAAACCUGGAAAUUAACAAACCAAAGAACCGUUAUGCUAAUGUCAUCGCCUACGACCACACCAGAGUAGUCCUCUCCAACAAUGAUGGCCAGCCGGGCAGCGACUACAUCAAUGCCAACUUCAUUGAUGGUUACCGUCGGCAGGGUGCGUAUAUCGCUACCCAGGGCCCGAUGCCCGAGACGAUCAGUGACUUCUGGAGGAUGGUCUGGGAACAACACACAGCUAACAUCAUUAUGAUUACCAAGCUAGAGGAAAAAUCAAGGAACAAGUGUGAUCAGUACUGGCCCAGCAGAGGCACAGAGACGUACGGCCUCAUGCAGGUUUCUGUGCUGGACACCGUGGAGCUCGCCACUUACUGCGUCAGGACUUUCGCUCUGUUUAAGAGUGGCAGCAGUGAGAGGCGUGAAGUCCGGCAGUUUCAGUUUACAGCCUGGCCUGACCAUGGUGUACCUGAGCAUCCCACCCCCUUCUUGGCCUUCCUCCGCAGGGUUAAAGCAUGCAAUCCUCCAGAUGCUGGCCCCAUCGUGGUCCACUGCAGUGCUGGAGUUGGCCGUACAGGGUGCUUCAUCGUGAUCGACGCCAUGCUGGAGCGAGUGAAACAGGAGAAGACAAUUGAUGUCUAUGGCCAUGUGACCCUGAUGCGCUCGCAGCGGAACUACAUGGUACAGACAGAGGAGCAAUACGUCUUCAUUUACGACGCACUGCUGGAAGCCGUCACCUGCGGCAACACAGAGGUUCCUGCACGGAAUCUAUACGCCUACAUACAGAGGCUGACACAGGCCGAACCACCUGACAACAUCAGCGGGAUGGAGCAGGAGUUUAAAAGAUUAGCCAAUGCCAGGGCGCACAACUCUCGAUUUGUGAGUGCUAACCUGCCCUGCAAUAAGUUUAAAAACAGACUGGUCAAUAUCAUGCCCUACGAGAGCACACGGGUGAGCUUGCAGCCGAUUCGUGGAGUGGAGGGCUCAGACUAUGUCAAUGCCAGCUUUAUAGAUGGAUAUAGGCAGCAGAGGGCAUAUAUAGCUACACAGGGUCCUCUGGCUGAGACAGCUGAAGAUUACUGGAGGAUGCUAUGGGAACACAACUCCACUAUUGUAGUCAUGCUCACUAAACUCAGAGAGAUGGGAAGGGAGAAAUGCCAUCAGUACUGGCCAUCAGAAAGGUCCGCACGCUAUCAGUAUUUUGUGGUAGAUCCCAUGGCCGAGUACAACAUGCCCCAGUACAUCCUGAGAGAAUUUAAAGUGACUGAUGCCAGAGAUGGACAGUCCCGAACUGUGCGGCAGUUCCAGUUCACUGACUGGCCAGAGCAGGGUGUGCCAAAAUCUGGAGAAGGCUUCAUUGAUUUCAUUGGUCAAGUACACAAAACAAAAGAGCAGUUCGGUCAAGAUGGACCAAUCACAGUACACUGCAGUGCUGGUGUUGGGAGGACAGGGGUAUUUAUCACUUUGAGUAUAGUGUUGGAGAGGAUGCGUUAUGAAGGAGUGGUCGACAUCUUCCAAACUGUCAAAAUGCUGCGAACACAGAGACCAGCUAUGGUGCAGACAGAGGAGCAGUACCAGUUUUGCUACCGUGCAGCACUGGAGUACCUGGGCAGUUUUGAUCACUAUGCAACAUAAGCUUUCCAGUUUCUCUGGACCAACAGACCAUUUCCCUUGUUAUCUGCCGUACCAAACCACUUUCUCCCAUUGCGCCACUGUCUUCACACUGUCUGGGCAAUUACACCUUGAAGCUGUAUUCUUGGGUUACGGGUUCAGUUAAAGGCUACAUCAAGUUGAGCCACAGGUCAUUUUGUUCAGUUCAACCUGAAGCUUCCUUAAGCUGAACUCAGAGUGAACAAACUGAGCCAGCUUUGGAGCGAGCCUAUGUGAUACACUCGUUCCGAGAGCAUAAAAUAAGCUGCAGUGGGUAAUUGCAUAACAGUUGAUUGGACAGGAACUCCUAGGUGAAGUAUUCUGUCUAGGUUGAACAGUUACAGACACUGUGGACAAAGCACCUGGGAGAUGAGUGGCCAAACGAUUAGGAAUGUUUGUUUAAUCACACUUUAAAAACAGUUUUGAUUAACAAAGCUAAGUGUUUUCGAAUGAAUUUUGCCACUGAUUUGUGUCACCAAUUGUAAAGUGGACACCACUAAGUCACUUGUGUCUAUGACUGAAAGAGAUUAGGACUAAUACCUAAUUGCUUAAGUUUUGGAGCUUGUGCCACUACCUUCUGUUUCAGCCUACAGAUAACACAAUACACACAGACAUGCACAUAUACGAAAGGAGAGGAUUGGCAGUCGCAAGAUAUUUGAAAAGCUGUGCAAUACUGAAUAUGAGUGCACCUUGAAUUUCAAUGAAAAGCACCCAGACUGGUAAUCCACAGUGUAAUUAUAUUGUCUGUUUAAUCUUAUAUUAUA